This is a messenger RNA of Symbiodinium pilosum, 1575 nucleotides long. The record is from the annotation of a GenBank genome assembly. Lineage: Eukaryota; Dinophyceae; Suessiales; Symbiodiniaceae.
AUGCUUCCAAAGUCUCGUGACGACGUUGAAGUUCGGUUCAUCUAUAGAGGCAUUCCCAUGGGAGCCAUGGACACUUUGAAAAAAUGCAACCUGGCCGGCGAGCAGCUCUUGGCUGUUCCAGUCUGGGGAGCCUCGCAACAGCCUGCGAUUAGCUGCCCCGCGUGGUUUGCUGAUGACCUCUUCGAGGUGAUGAAAGACAGACAGGAGGAGGUUCAGGGCCUAGCCCUGGCAUUGGCUUUGAUCUCAUGGACCCAAGCGCAUGCCCUCAAGCAUGGUGAGAGUUUGGAAAAUGCUGCAGGGCAUGCGCAGCAAUCUGAGUUUGCAAGCAGCGGAGCGAAGAAGCAAACAACCGAGGCGAUCUUGUAUGGUAACUGCGGCCUCUACUGGACCAUAGCAUGGACGACAGACGCAAUGAGCCUAGGCUUUCAGAUCGGUGUCCUGAGCAUGUCCAUGGAGCUGUUGGGGCGGCCGCUUCCGCGGACCGUACCGCGUCGAGCUGCCGUCGUGCCGGCGCAUGCAUUGGCUUCGCAGAAGCAACCUCCGGCUCUCGCACUUGGCGAGCUCCCCGGAAUGAAGCCAGGGACUUGCAAGAUGUGUGUGGAGGCCGUGUUAAAGUCUUCAGGUUUCACGCUGGGGCUCCAUGCCGCUGCAGGGCAAGCUGGCCACCACUGUAGGUCACACAUCAGAGCCCGUGCAGCCAAAGGUGCUGGAAAGGGGCAGGUGCUACGGGAAAUGCUUGACCUGGGGCUGCCAGAGACAUCUGGGGAGGUGCCACUCCCGGAGACCGCCGUUGAGGUUUUGGCUUGUGCCAGCGAGUCCGGGCUUUCAGCGGGGGAAAGGGUGCGCGAGGACCCGAAUCUCAAUUGGCAACAAGACCUCGAAGCAGACCUGCGGCAGCUCUUCCCCAAGCAUGCUUUUGGACCAAAGGAGUCCAGCCCGUCUUGGACAUGGGCAAUGCCGACGAGCUUGCUUAGGAAAAGUGUGUCAGCGCACACCUUCAGGGCCAUAAUUUGGGCAGCUGAACAGGCACUUGGGAGUGGGAGCCACCACCAUGCAGAGGAGGCAAUUAUUUCAAUUUUUGCGUCAUCGCUCGAAGGCGAAGCGAUUGCUGUCGUCUUUGACCCAUGGCGUGAUGAGCUGUUCACGGCAGUCAGGCAACAUGGUGCUGAUCUGAAUGGUGUGCCACUAUCAGGUCGGGCUGGCUCUGACGAACAGCUGCGCGAUGUCUUUGUCGGAACGGAGGCCUCGCAGGAUCCGAGGCAAUCAUGGCCAAACCUGCGUGGGCUCUACUUUGCUGGGCCGCCCCGAACUGCUGGCGUUCGAAUCUUCCCGAGCGCAGCGCUGGGUCUUGCCUGGGUUGCAUCCGGGAGAUUGGGUGCCUUCUUUUCUGCAGCGCCCGAUGCGGCAGAAGUUGCAGCCGGGAGGCUGCUGGUUUCAGAAAGCGGAGGUGUUGUUGAGAGUAUGGACUCCAAUUCGCCAGGUGCGUCGAUUAUUUCAGCACGAAGUCAGAAGCUUCUGCUGGGGCUUCUUCCGAUGCUGAGUGAGGCUAAUGCGAAUGGCAUGGAAGCAGGAUAA